Molecule: messenger RNA, 3220 nt
Organism: Ictalurus punctatus (channel catfish)
Lineage: Eukaryota; Metazoa; Chordata; Actinopteri; Siluriformes; Ictaluridae
Product: olfactory receptor class A-like protein 1
Exons: 1
Coding region: 2038-2994 (318 amino acids)
Biological process (GO): G protein-coupled receptor signaling pathway
Cellular component (GO): membrane
Molecular function (GO): pheromone receptor activity
Source: RefSeq, a predicted model, not a curated record
CAGGGUGCCAGUCCAUCACAGGGCACAAUCACACACACACUCACACACCCAUUCAUACACUACGGACACUUUAGACACGCCAAUCAGCCUACCAUGCAUGUGUUUGGACUGGGGGAGGAAACCGGAGUACCCGGAGGAAACCCCCGCAGCACGGGGAGAACACGCAAACUCCACACACACAGGAACACGGUGGGACUCGAACCCCGGACACUGGAGGUGUGAGGCGAACGUGCUGACCUCUAAGCCACCGUGCGCCCCUUGUGGAAAGAAUCACGUGUGAAAAUGAAAACGUGCACAACACGUGAUAAAUGAGUAAAGUCAUGUAAUAAUACACACGUAAAACAGGACAAUUUUAACAAUGAGCGCAAAACCAGGCUUUUUCAAGCGAAGCGUCUAGAAAGCAGGUGUGUACGGUAAAUUGUGUCACGUGACCUGAGUAUUAAUUUAUACGAACGGUUGUAUAGGUGAGAUUUAAAUGUUGAUUAUAUCUGUGUGUGAUGUGGUAUAUGAUGAGGGUGUGCACAAGGACACUCCAUGUUACUUCGUUAACGAGGACUUUCACAGGUUUUCCACAUGAAGGUGCUGAAGUGCAAAAAAACAAACAAACAAAAACAAACAUUUUGGCCCUUCUAGCAUCAGUGGCGUAGUCCUAACGAAUAUACUGGUUUACUAUUACCCAUAUACAGCGUUCUCCACUAAUAUUGGCACCCUUGGUGGUAAAUAUGAGGAAAGAAGGCUGUGAAAAUUUGUCUUCAUUGUUUAUGAUCUUUUGUUAAAACAAAAAUUCAUGAAAGUCCUCUGCUGUCAUGGAUAUCAAACAAUUGCAAACACAACACUCGUUUAUCCAAAAAAAAUCUUUGUUAAAUAUCGGUGUGCAACAAUUAUCGGCACCCUUUUAGUCAGUACUUUGUGCUAGCUCCCUUUUCCAAGAUAUCAGCUCUGAGUCUCCUAUAACGCUGAUGAGGUUGGAGAAUACAUGGCGAGGGAUCUGAGAGCGUUCCUCCAUACAGAACCUCUCCAGAUCCUUCACAUUUCAGGUCCACACUGGUGGACUCUCCUCUUCAGUUCACCCCACAGGGUUUCUAUGGGGUUCAGGUCAGGGGACUGGGAUGGUCAGGGCAGGACCUUGAUUUUGUGGUCAGUAAAACAUUUCUGUGUUGAUUUUGAUGAUGUUUUGGAUCAUCGUCCUGCUGGAAGAUCCAACCACGGCCCAUUUGAAUCUUUCUGUCAGAGGCGGUCAGGUUUUCAUUUAAUAUCUGUUGAUGUGUGAUAGAGUCCAUGACAGCAGCAACAGCGGUUGUCAGGAUUCAAAUAAAAAUGCACCAUAUAGGGAAUACGCUAAUAUCGUUCCUUAGAGAUCGUUAUACUUAAACAGCCCUGGGGGAAAACGUAAGCAUACGGGUAUAGGUGCGUAUGGUCCCGAAUACACCACCGGUUAGCCUGCUUCAUAUUGUCAGUGUUGGUAGCGUGGCUAAUAUCGCCCAGAUCUGUUCAGACUCAAGUGAACUUAAGGCUGUGUUAAAGAUGAAAUCAUGGUGUGUAAUGGAAUUUACACUAACCCUGAUUUAUGCUGCAUAUCCCUCUCUCUCUCUCUCUCUCACACACACACACACACACACACACACACACACACACACACACACACACACACACACUGAGAUUGCUGCCUGUUGCAUGGCAGAUGUUGAUCAGUGUGUGAUGAAACGUGACACCUCCACUGACACGUCCAGGUGUGUGGUGGAUCAGCCAGGUGAACAUCAUCCAGAUAAUGAGAAGCAGGUGGGAGCGGGGCCUCAGUGGGUGAGCGCUGGACCGUGCAGUGCCUCACGCUCCCUGUGGCUCUCUCAGAAACACCUAUAAGAGUGACAGGAGUUGCUCAGUGCAUGACGAGACACGGGGCGAGGUAUUUAUUAUACCUCGGUCCAGCGGCACAAGCAGGAAAGACUUCGCAGACGUUUCAAGAUUUUCACAAAUCUGACGACGGACUGAUGUUUGAUGUGCGGUGUCGUGAUCAUCGGUAUCUUCGUGUGAUUAGCGAUGGACUCUGAGCUCCUAGCGCGUGGCCUCCUGUAUCUCUCCCUGGCCGUGGCAGGAAUCCCGGGCAACAUCGCCGUGAUCUACGCCUUCCUGAUGGCACUGCACCACGAGCGGCGUCUCCUCACAGCCGACGCCAUUGUACUGCACCUGGCCCUGGCCAACCUGCUGGUGGUGGGCGUUCGCUGUGUGCUCGAGGUUUUCGCUACCUUCGAAAUCGCCAACGUUUUCGACGACGCCGGUUGCAAGGGCGUCAUUUUCGUGUACAGGACGGCACGUUCGCUUUCCAUCUGGCUCACGUUUGUGCUGAGCGCCUACCAGAGCCUGAGCAUCGCGCCCCCGGGGUCGCGCUGGGCGACCGCCCGGGACCUUUUCGGCCAGUUCCUUUGGCUCAUCUUCUUGGUCGUGUGGAUCAUCAACGUCGCCGUGAGCUCGCCGUCCGUCAUCUUUGCCGUGGGCGCUAAGAACAACUCCAAGCUCCUCCAGAACAGCAUCAACGUGCAGUUCUGCUUCAUCAAUUUCCCCUCGGUGAGCGUCAAGGACGCCAACGGAGCGGUGCAGACCGUCAGGGACGUGGUGCCCAUGGCGCUCAUGACCACCGCCAGCCUCAUCAUCCUCGUCUUCCUCUACAAACACAGCCGGCAGGUCAGAGCUAUCCGAGGCGGAGGUGGCGGCGGCGGUGGAGGAGGAGCGGGGGGUUCUGCCGAACGCAGGGCGGCCGUCACGGUGGUCACGUUGGUGACGCUGUAUGUCAUGUUGUACGGAGUCGACAACGGGCUUUGGGUCUACACCAUCAUGGUGAAACAGACGAUGUCCUCUGCACUCAUCUCAGACCUGCGCAUCUUCUUCUCGUCCCUGUACGCCGCCAUGAGCCCCGUCGUCAUCAUCGUGUCCAAUAAGAAAGUGAACAAACAUCUGAGCUGUGGCAGCGAGGAGAAGACGGCAGGCCGGUCAGCGUAACGCUCGAAACAGCCACGCUGACCCGUCUGCGUGUCAGUGUUAAUGUCCCGAUUACAGCUUUAACAGGCCUGAACUACUGCCAUGCUGUACUCACCUCUAUUACGAAGGGGUGUGUGUGUGUGUGUGUGUGAGAGAGAGAGAACUAAAGUCAAGAAUUUUAAAAGUAUAAUAAAUGUAUAAAGUACAAAGACGACGCAAAUACGUGUGUGUACGUUUAUUACGUGAC